AAAGAAAAAAAGGACUUUACAUAAAACCCUUAACUGGCGGCACGUAGCGUCGCACUAUUUAUCGCUACACCAAAGUUUAUUAGUUUUGAAUUCAAUCUUUUGACGCUGACUUCAGCUCUCAAAUCUCUCUCUUGAGAACAUUUGACCUCCGCCUCACCACUGCGACACCAAAUCAGCGAUCUGGGUCUGUGUAAAGAAGGCGCUUGGGCUCAAGACGAGGAGAGUUGCUGCUGUUGGUGACUCAUUGUCUGUGGGAGUCAGCUUCUUCUUCUUGUUCGGUAUUUUUAUUUUGAUUUUGAUGGUUUUGUGAUUUGGGUUCUGUGUGGAAGUUGAGAAAGUUCACUGGAUUUUGACAUUUUCUGGGUUUUGGGUGUGCAGUUGGUAGUGGAAUUUGGGAUUAAAGACGUGAAUGGGAGGAAAUAAUAUUUGAUUGAAUUGGUGAUGUAGAAUUGACUAUUGAGGUUGAUGCAUGUCUAUAAAGAAGAAGAAGCAAAACCAGAAAAAGUCAGAGGUUUUUUUUUUAUGUUAGUUUAACUAGAUUAUGAAACUUCUCUUCGCUCUAAAAUCUCACAAAAGUGACACGUUAACAACAUCUCAGUUUCACUCCACUUCAACUCUUCUUAUCAAACUCCUUCACCAAACAUCAUCACCUCAUACUCCCACACAUUUCAACAAUCUCCUCAACACUACUCUCCAUACCAAAAACCUCAAACAUGUUAUCCAAAUUCACGCCCAACUCAUCACAAACAACUACACUUGUCUCCCUUUCCUCUUCAACAACCUACUCAACUUGUAUGCUAAAUGUGGCCAUAUCAACCAAAGUUUACACCUUUUCUCAAAUACCCAUCAUGGGUUUAAGAAUAUUUUCACUUGGACCUCGCUUAUUACCCAAUUAUCACACUUUAACAAACCCUUUAAAGCCUUGACAUUUUUUAACAAUAUGAGAAGCACUGGUAUUUAUCCAAACCACUUUACUUUCUCUGCUAUUUUACCUGCUUGUGCACAUACUAUGAUAGUUACUCAUGGUGAACAAAUGCAUUGUUUGAUUUGGAAACAUGGGUUCAAAACAGAUGUGUUUGUUGGUACUGCAUUGGUUGAUAUGUAUGCUAAGUGUGAUGAUCUGAGCUCUGCAGACAGAGUGUUUGAUGAAAUGCCUGAGAGAAGCCUUAUUUCUUGGAAUUCAAUGAUUGUGGGGUUCUUGCAGAAUAAGUUUUAUGAUCGGGCAGUUGGGGUUUUCAGGGUGCUUCUUAGGGAGAGUUCAGAUAGUCCUGAUCAAGUGAGUUGUUCGAGUGUGUUGAGUGCUUGUGCCAAUAUGGGUGGUUUGGAAUUUGGGAGACAAGUUCAUGGAGUUGCUGUAAAGUAUGGUUUGGUAACAUUAGCUUAUGUUAAGAACUCAUUAAUGGACAUGUACUGUAAAUGUGGGUUGCUUAGUGAUGCUGUCGAGUUGUUUCAGACCAUAGGAGAUAGUGAUGUUGUUACUUGGAAUGUUAUGAUAGUGGGGUGCGUCUGUAAUGACAACUUUGAAGAAGCUUGCAAUUAUUUUUGGGUUAUGAGGAGGAAAUGUAUUUCACCUGAUGAAGCAUCGUACUCUUCUGUUCUUCAUGCUUCUGCAAGUCUUGCGGCACUUGAUCAAGGCACUUUGAUUCAUGAUCAGAUUAUAAAAACAGGUUUUAUUAAGAAUGAGUGUAUUGCAAGUUCAUUGGUUACAAUGUAUGCAAAAUGUGGGUGCUUGGGAGAUGCUAGUCGUGUGUUCGAAGAGAUUGAAGAUCGUAAUGUGGUUUGUUGGACGGCUAUGAUUGCAGCUUGCCAACAACAUGGCUGUGCGAACCAAGUGAUUGAAUUGUUUGAGGAAAUGCUUGGGGAAGGGGUUAAACCUGAUUACAUUACAUUUGUGUCUGUUCUAUCAGCUUGUAGCUAUGCUGGGCGUGUUAAAGAUGGGUUUGGGUACUUUGAUUCCAUGACUAAGGUGCAUGGCAUGAAUCCUGGGCCUGAACACUAUGCUUGCAUGGCUGACUUGCUUGGUCGUGCCGGUCGAUUGGAUGAAGCUAAGAGGUUUAUUGAGUCAAUGCCAAUCAAACCAGACUCAUCAGUUUGGGGAGCUUUGCUUGGGGCUUGUAGGAAUUAUGGCAAUGUUAAAAUGGGAAGAGAGGUUGCAGAGAUUCUUUUUGAGUUGGAACCAGAAAAUCCAGGGAAUUACGUGCUGCUAUCUAAUAUGUAUGCACGUAAUGGGAUGUUGAAGGAAGCAGAUGAGGUUAGAAGGAUGAUGAGGAUCAAUGGGGUAAGAAAGGAACCUGGAUGUAGCUGGAUUGAUGUUAAGAACACUACCUUUGUGUUUACAGUGCAUGACAGGUCACAUCCUAGGACAGAUGAGAUAUAUGGGAUGUUGAAGAAGUUGGAGGAGUUGGUGAAGAAGAAAGGUUAUGAACCUGAGACACAGUUUGCAAUUAACAGUGAAGAAGGGUACAAAGAGCAUAACUUAUGGCAUCACAGUGAGAAACUAGCCCUUGCAUUUGGGCUACUGGCCCUACCAGUUGGAGCUCCAAUUAGGAUAAAGAAGAAUCUGAGGACUUGUGGAGAUUGUCAUGCAGUCAUGAAGUUAGCAUCAGAGAUAUUUGAGAGAGAGAUUAUUGUAAGAGAUAUCAAUAGAUUUCACCAGUUCGCUAAUGGUUUGUGUUCCUGCGGUGAUUACUGGUGACUGGAGUUUGAGUUUGAAGGAAUAGAAACAUCAUCUCUUGGGGGCUUUUUCUUUCCUCCUUUUGCCCCCCAUUUUUUCUUUCAAAAAAAUAUGUUGAUUCAAAGUUGCUUGAAUUCUAUCCAAGAGGUCAUGUGUGAUAUUUGGUAUUAUUAAGAUGUGGGAGUUUUACAUUCAUCACAUUAGGAGAUUUGUUGAGAAGAAUAAGUGAUUGCCACUUCAGUGUACGUAUUUAAUCAUCUUUCAACGAUGAGAACUAAAGCUGUCAGCCUGCCACCUUCAUGUACCUGAGGAUUGCCUGUAUAUACAGUAUAUAUUGAGCUUAGAAUCUUCACCUCAGCUAGGGGUUUUCAAAAUAAGUAACAAUUAUACGAAGUUGAGUCAUGAUGUCAAGGGUUCAUCAGGAUUAAAGGCUAUACUGAUUAAAAGUAUGUAAUUUACAUCUUGGAUAUGCAGCAAAUACUCAUUAAUUAUUUUGAUUGUCA
Messenger RNA from Quercus robur (English oak), 3177 nucleotides. RefSeq names its product pentatricopeptide repeat-containing protein At5g04780, mitochondrial-like. The record is from RefSeq and is a predicted model, not a curated record. The transcript has a single exon. Bases 542 to 2695 code for a protein of 717 amino acids. Gene Ontology annotation, molecular function: zinc ion binding; protein binding; RNA binding. Gene Ontology annotation, biological process: RNA modification. NCBI's taxonomy places the organism in Eukaryota, Viridiplantae, Streptophyta, Magnoliopsida, Fagales, Fagaceae.